GAUUGACGUGCAGGUGCGUUCAAUGGCAGCUAACGAGCGGAGCGAGCAGCAUUUAAGCAGAAACCGCAGCUUGGCUUCACAUCACGUCUGCGCUUGUGCAGAGUCAAGCGCUACCCGGGUUUCGAACAUGGGGCCCGGACUCGCUGCAAGGUUUUCUUGGCUCUACUUGCUGUUAAUCAGCAGUGCCGCAAGUGUCCCUGUGCAACGAAUGUACCACAGGCCGCCGUACAAGUCCAGUUCUGGGCCAGCUUCUCCGCCCGACAGCCUGCGGCCUUCGCUCACGUCCCUGCAGCAAAAACACUCGAGCACAUUCCUUGCAGGCCAACUUGCUGACCCCACCCCAGGAAGCCAGUCCCCAUCCAGCCCUGCAACUCCCAGUGCGGCCUCUUCUGGCUCCACAAAGCGUGUGGCUUACAUGCGCAACUCCAAGAAGCGCUCGAGUGCUCCUUCACCUCCUGGUAAGAAGUACGGGAACGCGCCUGGUUCAGGUUCAAGUUGGUCAGUUUAUGAGCCAGCCUCCAGCGACAAGCCCUCACAUGCAGCGAAACAAGUUGGCACUGCAAUGGCACCACUGGCUGCUAAUCCAGGUGGCCUCCUGCACCAGAGUUGGGGAUUAUACGGUCCAGUCCAUGAGCACAUUUCUAGCUACAAACCCUCAACUGGUAGAGUUGUCGAAUUUGACACGAAGGGACAAUCACCAGUGUAUCCAAGUGACGACCUGCCCCCAAGUUGGGAAUUAUACAGUCCAGUAUAUGCUUCCAGCUAUGAGUUCCCAACUGCUCCUGAGGUUCCUUCUGGUGGUGUAAAAGGGAGUCCUGCUGGAAAUGGCAAGGGGCAACAUGCAGCGAGUCCGGGUGGCAACCUUCACCACAGUUGGGAAGCAUACGGUCCAGUCUAUGUGAAACCUUCCAGCUACAAACACUCAAUUGGUGGAGUCAAAGUUGACACCGUCAAGGGGCAUCAAGCAGAAAAUCCAGUUGGCAACAUGCCUCCAAGUUGGGAAUCAUUCAGUCCAGUAUAUGUUCCACCAUCCAGGUAUGAAACAUCAACUUCUCCUGAGGUUCCUUCUGGUGGUGUAAAAGUGAGUCCUCCUGGCACUGGGAAGGGGCAACCUGAAGCAGAGGGUGGCAGCCUGCCCCCAAUUUGGGAAUUAUACAGUCCUGUGCAUGAUCCACCUCCCAGCUAUGAAUCCCCAACAGCUCCUGUGAGUUAUGUCAGUGGAAAGGGGCAACCUGCAGUGUACAGUCCCGUUGAUGCACAACCUUCCGGCUACAAACCCUCAACUGGUGGAGUUGUCAAGGGGAAACCAGCAGUGAAUCCAGGCAUCUACUGGCCCCCAAGUUGGGCAGCUUACGGUCAGGUGUAUGAACACUCGUCCAACAAACCCCCAACUACUCCUGUGGUUCUUCCUAGUGGCAUAAGAGAGAAUCAUCCUGGCACUGUCAAGGGGCAACCAGCAGCAAAUUCAGGUGGCCACCUGCCCCCAAGGUGGGCAGCAUACAAUAAAGCCUAUGAACUACCUUCCAGCUACAAACCCCCAACUGCUUCUACAGUUCCUCCUAGCACUGGGAAAGGGCAGCCAGCAUCUAAUCCAGGUGACAACUUGUACCAAAGUUGGGCAGUGUACAGUUCAGUUGACAUGCAACCUUCCAGCCACAAACACUCAACUGGUGGAGUCAAGGGGCAGGCAGCAGUGAAUCCAAGUGGCGACCUGCAUCAAAGUUUGGCAGCAUACAGUCCAGUCUAUGAUCCACCUUUAAACAACAAACGCCCAACUGCUCCUGUGGUUCCUCCUAGUGGCGUAAAAGUGAAUCAUCCUGGUACUGUCAAGGGGCACCCAACCGCAAAUCCAGGUGGCCACCUGCCUCCAAGGUGGGCAACAUACAGUCAAGUCUAUGAACCAUCUUCCAGCUACAAAACCCCAACUGCUCCUGAGCUAUCCCCUGGUAAUGUAAAAGUGAGUCCUCCUGGUACUGUCAAGGGGCACCCAUUAGCAAAUCCAGGUGGCCAACUGCCCCAAAGGUGGGCAACAUACAGUCAAGUCUAUGAACCAUCUUCCAGCUACAAAACCCCAACUGCUCCUGAGCUAUCCCCUGAUAAUGUAAAAGUGAGUCCUCCUGGUACUGUCAAGGGGCACCCAUUAGCAAAUCCAGGUGGCCAACUGCCCCCAAGGUGGGCAACAUACAGUCAAGUCUAUGAACCAUCUUCCAGCUACAAAACCCCAACUGCUCCUGAGCUAUCCCCUGGUAAUGUAAAAGUGAGUCCUCCUGGUACUGUCAAGGGGCACCCAUUAGCAAAUCCAGGUGGCCAACUGCCCCCAAGGUGGGCAACAUACAGUCAAGUCUAUGAACCAUCUUCCAGCUACAAAACCCCAACUGCUCCUGAGCUAUCCCCUGGUAAUGUAAAAGUGAGUCCUCCUGGUACUGUCAAGGGGCACCCAUUAGCAAAUCCAGGUGGCCAACUGCCCCCAAGGUGGGCAACAUACAGUCAAGUCUAUGAACCAUCUUCCAGCUACAAAACCCCAACUGCUCCUGAGCUAUCCCCUGGUAAUGUAAAAGUGAGUCCUCCUGGUACUGUCAAGGGGCACCCAUUAGCAAAUCCAGGUGGCCAACUGCCCCCAAGGUGGGCAACAUACAGUCAAGUCUAUGAACCAUCUUCCAGCUACAAAACCCCAACUGCUCCUGAGCUAUCCCCUGGUAAUGUAAAAGUGAGUCCUCCUGGUACUGUCAAGGGGCACCCAUUAGCAAAUCCAGGUGGCCAACUGCCCCCAAGGUGGGCAACAUACAGUCAAGACUAUGAACCAUCUUCCAGCUACAAAACCCCAACUGCUCCUGAGCUAUCCCCUGGUAAUGUAAAAGUGAGUCCUCCUGGUACUGUCAAGGGGCACCCAUUAGCAAAUCCAGGUGGCCAACUGCCCCCAAGGUGGGCAACAUUCAGUCAAGUCUAUGAACCAUCUUCUGACUACAAAAGCCCAACUGCUCCUGAGCUACCCCCUGGUAAUGUAAAAGUGAGUCCUCCUGGGACAGGGCAGUCAGCAUUUGGUUCCAGUAGAAACCUGGGCCCUGGUUGGACAAAAGCGGGUGCUCCUGCAGCUAGUCAAAGUAGCAACUGGCACUCUGCAUAUUUUCAAACCCAUAAGGAACCCCUGAAAUACAAACCCCCAACUGGUGGAGUCAAAGUUGACAAUGGUAAUGAGCAGCCGGCAGCUAGUCCAGGCAUUAACCAGCCCCCAAAUUGGGAAGCAUACAGUCAAUUCAAUUAUCCACUUUCCAGCUACAAACAAAGCGGUCUCCUUGUUGGCACUGGAAAAGGGGAACCAGAAGCCAUUCCAGGUGGCAAGAAGUCUACAGUGUCCAGUCCAACCAAUGAACCACCUUCAAGUGGUGGAGUAAAAGUUAGCCCAUCUGUUGGGAAGGGCCAGUCUCCAGCGAAGCUAGGUGGCUACCUGCACCCAAAGUGGACAGCAUACAGUCCAGCCUAUAAUUGGUCACCCAACUACGACCCCUCAGUUGCUCCUGUACACCACCAGGAGGAGCUACAUGUGAGUUUCCCUGCUGAUACCAGAAAGGGGAGCUCUGCAUCUUAUUCUAGUAUAAACCAGGGUCCUGGUUGGGAAGCAUACGGUCCAGUCUAUAAUCCAUCCAAAUACAAACCCUCAAGAGCUCCUGCUGGUCCUGCACACCAAUCCUCCGUACAAGCGAGUGGCGCAAACUGGCAACCUGCUAAUCCAGGUGCCAACUGGCCUCCAGCACAAGGUCCACUUUCAGUCUGGCAAUACCCUCACCAAGACUCGGACGAUGAUGCCGCUUCUGGACUUCAAAGCUAUGACUCUGCUGGUGUUCCCAGCUGGAGCCCUUACGGUUGGAACCUCCACCAGUGGGCCUCUGUGUAUCCAGGCUAUCCUGGCAAAGGUUUGGACCAGAUGUCUCUUAAACCCAGCGCCCCUUGGGUGUCAUCGCAGGAAGCCUAUGAGGGUAAUGAGGAGGAUGACUAUGACGACGACGACGAAGACGAAGACCAGACGCUUCCAACUUAUGUCGUUCACAACCGCAAUGGCUAUCAGCAAGAGCGAAAGGAAUUCUCCAGAAUGCAUUACUCCCAAAAGAAACAAAAUGUACCUCCCUACGUUCCCGACCUGGGAGACUACCAGAGAUGGCCGCAAAGGGGCUCAAAAGGUUGAACUUGCGUUGAUCCACUGGUUCCUUGCAGAGUAAGAUUGAAUAAAACUGAACUUGAACAUUAA
Phyllopteryx taeniolatus (common seadragon) is the source of this 4243-nucleotide messenger RNA. Its product is annotated as adhesive plaque matrix protein-like. The coding region runs from base 23 to 4180 and encodes 1385 amino acids. The transcript is spliced from 4 exons. Lineage: Eukaryota; Metazoa; Chordata; Actinopteri; Syngnathiformes; Syngnathidae. The record is from RefSeq and is a predicted model, not a curated record.